AUGGCUCCCUUCUACAAGACCGCCGCAGCAUUUUGCCUCGCCGGACUCUUUGGGCUCCAGUCCGUGGCGGCAACCGAAACAAAAUAUAAAUUUGAGACAUCAGAAGUGAAAGAAGAAGCCUACUUGACGGUCAGGUUGGCCCGUAAUGGAAAAAUUACAGCUACAACGAACGAUGUAGCAAGGGAUGAGGAUGUUCUCGCCGCCUUGCAGGAAAAAUUUGUAACCGAAAAUACAGCGCAAGAGCCGACUUGCGCGGCAUUGAUAAACGAAAAACUUAAGAAGGUCUUCCAUGUCAGUUUCUCAUAUACAGAAACUCCAAACUACAGUACACUCGUGGAGGGUGCUCUCAAGAACGGGCUGGAAGCAUUCAGCGAGGAGUACUUCAACGAGCUUAUUGCACGACAAGAUAAAUUAAAAAGUAUGACGAAAGAUGAUCUCAAGGAUCCUAUUGUAACCAGCUCUGCAAGUGCUGCCUUUCCCAGCAUUCUAACUGCCGGUUUGGUCGCCGUCGUGGCAGCUAUCUCUGCCUAG
Eimeria mitis is the source of this 531-nucleotide messenger RNA. RefSeq lists its product as uncharacterized. Lineage: Eukaryota; Apicomplexa; Conoidasida; Eucoccidiorida; Eimeriidae. The transcript is spliced from 4 exons. Bases 1 to 531 code for a protein of 176 amino acids. The record is from RefSeq and is a predicted model, not a curated record.